AUGAAGAAUGGCAAAGGCUUUCAUCGAGACGGCGUCGCGUUGGAAUGGGCUGGUCGUCUCGAUGAUGCAGGCGGAUGCACAUGCAUGCACGCGUGCAUGGAGCCCAUCGAGACGAAGCAACCCAACGUUGAACUUAUCGCCAAAUUGGAGACCGAAAUCGCCCUAGUGAAGCUGUCAGGGUCACUUGGCCCUCGAUCAACUGCCAACCUGGUCGACGCAUUGCAUCCGCGAGACUACCCGACUCAUCGACUGUGCUGUCAGCGCCCGCUCCUGACACGCUUAUUGUUCGGAACAGCCACAGCUAUGAGCUUUUGGGACGAAUCGACCUUCUCGCCGAUCUCGUAUCGCCAGAUCGUGCGCACCUACAGCGCCAAAAAGUUCCUCUCAUAUUUUGGCCUCUCGGUGUUCGAGUUCGAAUGUAUCCACUCGGCUUUGCAGCUGCUGAGCCCCAUUUGGACGGGCAAGGAAAAUCUUUGGGAUAGCAAGACGGCGCUGCUGGUCUAUGUAGCUUGGCUGCGUGCCUUUGACUUGGACAUCCUCGAAGAACGAUUCGGCUGGUCCAAGGGCCGAUGCCUGCGCAUCAUGAAGACGCUCAAGCACCAGAUCUACCGCCAGUGGAUCCAUUUGCUCGACCUCCGCUGCCCGGACAACCACAUUAUCACUCGGCGCCGAAUGGACUACUACGAAGCGGCCUUCCGCAGGGAAACGGGCGUGCCCAACUAUUGGGGAAGCACCGACUGCUCUGUGGAUCCAACCCGAAUGCGUGACCGUGAUGAUCAGAGGUGGGUGCGCAUAGGCCAUACCUGGCUGGACGGCUGGAAGAUGCAGGUCACCCUCACUCCAGACGGUAUAGUCUGGCUCAAAGGGCCCUACAAUGGAUUCCACCACGAUCCCUAUGUCGAGGCCGAAACCUCGUUCGCCAACUGGGCCGAAGAACAUGCCAAAAGCCAGGACGGUCGCCAGCUUGUGCUCUGCGGCAUGCAAAGGCACGGCAUGUCGCCCGCCAUCGUGUCGCCCUUCGACAACAGCAAGCUGUCAGAAGAGCAGAGCAUUGGCCUCGAGGAGAACCUGGAUCGACUCGAGUGGUCCAUCAGCAACAUCUCGCGCCGCUGGCGUCGGUUUCGAGACUAUUGGACUCCGCGCGCCGGAGGCAUCGUGUGCGAUACGCCCAACUGCAAGAUAGGCAGAGACUUUUUGUCCACCGAUUACAAGGUAGCAACCCUCCUCUGGAAUGCUCUUACCUGUCUGCGCGGCAACGAGAUCAGCAUCGCCAUGGGCUGCAACCCACCCGGACUCUUCGAGUACUUUAGCCCAAGCGGCUUGGUGCUCCCAUGGGUACUGCCGGAUCCGGAACACCGCGACAGCGGAAUCAAUAUCAAGCUCCCGCACUAA
Moesziomyces antarcticus is the source of this 1392-nucleotide messenger RNA. RefSeq lists its product as uncharacterized. Lineage: Eukaryota; Fungi; Basidiomycota; Ustilaginomycetes; Ustilaginales; Ustilaginaceae. The transcript has 2 exons. Bases 1 to 1392 code for a protein of 463 amino acids. The record is from RefSeq and is a predicted model, not a curated record.